Molecule: messenger RNA, 3454 nt
Organism: Hylaeus volcanicus
Lineage: Eukaryota; Metazoa; Arthropoda; Insecta; Hymenoptera; Colletidae
Exons: 6
Coding region: 1486-2184 (232 amino acids)
Cellular component (GO): membrane
Molecular function (GO): transmembrane receptor protein serine/threonine kinase activity
Source: RefSeq, a predicted model, not a curated record
GAGAGGUUUCGCGAUUGGCCGCGUUCAAAGGCUCAGCUCGCCCAUCUGGAAGUCGUCGGUGAUAUCCCUGUGGCUGCGUAAACGCGUACACGGAUCCCCGUGUUGUUGUUCCAAUAAAUCGGUCGGCUUAAAGAGACCUCGGAGGCACGGCGUAAAAAGACCGGCGGGGUCCAGCGAAAGUGCGAAUAAAUUGCGAGCACAGCGAAGGCUUGGCAGGAAUUAUACCGACUCGCGGUGAGAAAACGCAAAAAGUGACCGGCGAGGCCGACGGACGGAGGACAAAAGCAAUUAGUCCCUUUGAUAAGUGUCAAUUAAAAUAAUUCCUCCCUGAAAGGAGGAACAAAUUGUAACAGAUGGCUCCCUUUGGACUUGCGUUACCUGUACACUUCGAAAAAGGGGACGAUCUGCUUCGAAAAAGAAAUCCUCUCGAGGAUGUCGCGCCUAUUGUGCGCCAUUCGCGCGGCAAAGUUACGCGGAUCGAACUAAUGUCACCGAUGACGGAAUUUAAAAUAGAAUAUGCAAGUGAAUUCGUGAGGUGGGUACGAGAACGAGGAAAGAGCAAGAGAGAGAGAGAGAGAGUGGUGGUAAGCGAGCGCGUAAGAGAUGACGAGGAGCAAGAGAAAUAGAAGGACGCGUUCCUCUCCCAGUGGGAGGUACUAAAAUUAGAGAAGCCCACGCGGGUAACAGUUUCUUCUUCAAGCUUCCUACAGACAUUUUCAAAUAGUCCUUUACGCCGAUAACACGACGUGUUUUCGCGACGUCUCCGCUGUCAGUCGCCGCGACUCGGCGCCGUGAUUCUGUGUUCGAUUUCGAUUGGCCUACGAGUCGACUUCCUCGGAAGAACACCGUCGCCUCCUUUGGAAUCUAUUCAACGUCCAGGCGACUCCGGGAUCUUCCAACUGGCAACGAACAAUCGGUUUCUUUCCCUUUUUAUUAUCGACGAUUAUCGUUGUCGGGACGUUGUCGAUCCGACGUGAAAUUAUUCGGAAAGCAUCGAUCGGUAUAUUCCACGUCUCCAGUUUCGCUUCAACCGGUUCUAGUGGCAACGAAUACAUCAUUCGUCGACGGGAAGUGACGGGAUCCUUCGCUGUUAUCGUUAUCGUUACCGAGACACGAUAUCUUCGGGACGAACCAGACAUGGGCGAUAUUUCAUUCGAAUGACGGAUUAAUAAAAAGAUACGGUCCAAUUCCUGUUUGCAUGGUACUCUGUUUUACAUGAUUUUCAGAAUAACUAAGUUUUAAAGAUUUUACAUUGAAAACAUGUUUGGUCAGUCAUUCUUUAGGACUGUUGGUUUGUUAUAAUGACAUGAAGUCUACAAAAUUGGAUUCCCUAUCCGGAGCAGAACCUGCUCGGCCGUCGAUCUCCCUAUCAAUGAAAUCCUCCUCGUGUCGUCGUCGCGUUAAGUGAUUCCACGACGUCGAUCCUCUUCGUUAUUCGAGGGCUUCGUGAUUCCUGGAGUGGCUACUUCCGUUGAAUCUGACGGUAUGCGUCUCGAUCGAUCCACCAUCGAGUCGUCGAUCUCCAUACGCUCGCUCCUGAUGGUUCUGGUUUUUCUAUCGGCGAGCAUCGAACGCGUCGAGGGAAGGAGAUGCGUGUGUACCAGCAAGGCCUGCAAGGAAGCAGGGGUGGACACGUGCAAGACGAAAUUUUCUUGUUACACAGAGCUGAUACUAACUGGGGAUCAAAAGUUCGGGGAGAACGCCACAACGAGAGGAUGUACAGAGGGUGCCACGCCAUUGUUGUGCGAGACAAAGUCCUGGGUCACGAGGUCGAAGUCGAACGACAACGCGGACCGAUCGUCAGCUGCCUGGAUCCGUAUGCCCUGGCCCAGAUUAAAGUGUUGCGACACCCACGACUACUGUAACGCCGACCAUCGCGUCAACGUGUCCACGUGGACCCACGACGAAGAGAGGCCCGAUGUCGAGGAACCAACUCUGAACUAUCCUGGCGCGUUUAAUGGGAUAUCGUCGCAUCGAGACGUAAUGGGAUCGAUCCAGCCCGAUCCAGGGCCGACCGCCGGAGGCCGAGAAUCAUCGGAUCAGCUUCUUCAGAAUCGCGUUAAGCCGCUCCACGUCGCCGCUCUGGUCUUGGCGAUCGCUGCCCUGAUAUCGGUUCUAGCAGCCUGCUACGUUAUUACAAGGUUCUUGAAGACCAAUCCGUACACUGUUGGCAGUGUGGAGUAACGCGGAUUUCGAAUCGACGUUCUUCGAGAUCAAUUUGCAAUGGGUAUUUUGCAUCCUCUCGCUGCUGAGCCGAAUGCGUCGAGAUGAUGGAUGCGCGGUUUGGGGAAUGGAUCCCAGGAAUCGUGGGAUCCCACCCAGCGGUUUCGAGAGUCAUCGACUGCAUGACGAGGCACCACGGGGGACAGUUCCGAGCAAACAAGUCGUCGAAAUCUUUUGUUUCGAGCGCUAUGACUAACGUCGGUGCUCGAAUCCCGUGUACCUGGUAACAACACGGGUCUGGGACCAGGUGCUUCGGUGUUUCCAUGUAAUUAGUCAUCCGUGGAACACGCGUAGCAGGGAGGAAGCAAAUAAAGAGAGAGAAACACGGGGAUUCGGAGAGUCGGACGUAAGUACGCCAUGACGGAUGAAAAGUAAAUUCAACGGUGGCCAACCAUCUGUGUGUAUGGGUAUGCAUGGGUGUGCGCGUCGAACGCGAUAAGAUAAUUGUACGUGCGGGAAACUGCAUUCCCGUUUCGAAGUUUUAUUUACGAUUGUAUAUAACGUAUGCAGUUGGUGCGAGAAAUGGGGCACGCGAGGAAUAGUAAAUUUUAUUACGUUUCGUGGACGAACGUUCGAAGAAAUCGCAAGUUGAUCGAUUGUAACGUAAGGGGGUCUUCUAAUAUAGAGUGGUGGAAGCUGAGAAUAAGCGUUCUCGAACUGGAACAUAUAGCAGAACAAGAAAUUUUGUUUUGCUUGAUUAAUAAAAAAAAGAUACUACGGGAGGUAUGGGCAUAAUUUUAUUACAAUAAAUAGGUAUUCAUGUUUUUCAUUAAAUAUUAAAAUAUCAAGGUGCGAGCUUUAUCGAUAUGGAAAUGGAAAUUGCUCAAUGAAUUUUUUUUUAACAUUGUUGGUGAUAAUUCUCUCAAACUUUACACGUUUACUUAUCUAUGUUUAAAGGAAACAUGUAUAGUUUUUUCUACAAAGAAAUGUUAACUUAUUCGAAAAUUAUCGAUGUAAAAUUAUCGAUUCAAAUAAAAUUGAUAUUCUAGAUGUAAUAACUUUCGAAAAUGUAACAUAUCUCAUUUCAACACAGGUUACUUUAAACUUCCAAAGUCCCAUCUACUUUUCACUUGUACCCAUAACUUACAAAGAUGUACCACAAUUCUAAAUCACCUCAAGCAGUAUAACUAUAGCAUUAGUUUCGCAAACAACUGCGAUAAUGUGAUCUACUACUUUUUUUUGUAAUUAAGUUCAAUGCCCGUAAAGCCCAAGUAAACAAGAACAAGCAAAA